Messenger RNA from Musa acuminata AAA Group (dessert banana), 1370 nucleotides. RefSeq names its product flagellar radial spoke protein 5-like. Lineage: Eukaryota; Viridiplantae; Streptophyta; Magnoliopsida; Zingiberales; Musaceae. The transcript has 9 exons. The record is from RefSeq and is a predicted model, not a curated record. Bases 59 to 1222 code for a protein of 387 amino acids.
AAUCUUUAUCCUAUCCCCCUCAUCUGUUUCUCCAGUCCGCUAAAUUUCGCCGGUGACGAUGGCGGCGCACGCGACGGCGGCCCACUCCCGUCUCCUCCUCCCACGCGUCGCCUCCGCUCCCGGGGCGUCAUCGAAUCGGAGAGCCUCCGCGAUCCGAUGCGUGAGCGCGGCCCCGGAGGAGGACCAGAAGACGAGCGGCAGGGUCGCGACGGUGAAGAACAGCGGCGACUCGCUGAUGAUAUGCCGCGUUCUCAACGGCAUGUGGCAGACUAGCGGCGGGUGGGGCCGCAUCGACCGCGACGACGCCGUCGAGGCCAUGCUCCGCUAUGCCGACGCUGGCUUGUCCACCUUCGACAUGGCCGACCACUAUGGACCUGCAGAGGAUUUAUAUGGCAUUUUCAUCAAUAGAGUUCGCCGGGAGCGCCCUCCGGAGAUGCUCGAGGAGGUCAGGGGGCUCACCAAAUGGGUGCCUCCUCCUGUCAAAAUGACCAGCAACUACGUGCGAGAGAACAUCAACGUCUCACGGAAGAGGAUGGAUGUCUCGUGUCUUGACAUGCUUCAGUUCCACUGGUGGGAUUACUCCAAUCCUGGUUACCUUGAUGCCUUGAAACACAUAACUGACCUGAAAGAAGAAGGUAAAAUUAAAACCGUGGCUUUGACGAAUUUUGAUACCGAACGCUUGCAUAUAAUUCUUGAAAAUGGAAUACCAGUAGUUAGCAACCAGGUACAACAUUCCGUGGUGGACAUGCGCCCUCAGCAGAGAAUGGCUGAACUGUGUCAGCUAACAGGCUUGAAACUUAUAACAUAUGGGACUGUAAUGGGUGGUCUCUUGUCGGAGAAAUUUCUGGAUGCCAAUGUGUCGAUUCCAUUUGCUGGCCCUCCUUUGAACACCCCAUCCUUGCAGAAGUACAAAAGGAUGGUUGAUGCGUGGGGAGGAUGGAGUCUCUUCCAAGUUCUGCUUCAGACUAUGAAGAAAGUGGCUUCCAAGCAUGGAGUCUCAAUUCCUACUGUUGCUGUGAGAUACGUACUGAACCAGCCAUCAGUUGCUGGAUCCAUGGUGGGUGUUAGACUUGGCCUCUCGGAGCAUAUUAAGGACACAAACGCCAUAUUCUCACUCGAGUUGGAUGAUGAAGACAUGAACAGCAUCACUGAAGUAUCGAAGCAAGGAAGGGAUUUGCUUAAAGUGAUUGGUGACUGUGGUGAUGAGUACAGACGAAUAUGAGCAUAUUUUGACUUGAUUACAUAUUCGCGUGUACGGUCAAAUUUAUUGGAUAUGUUAAGCGCCAAGCUUCUAUCUCUAGAGAAAUGUCGUGGACAUCGACCCUAUUUGGAUCAUGAAUCGAUGCAAUUCUAAAGCAAAACUACACACA